AUGGCCGCCGCCUCUGGAAACAAAAAAGCUCGCACCCACCCCCCAUACGAACUCCUCUAUCACCCAGGCAUCCCAGGCCGCGGAGAGUUUAUCCGUCUAGUCUUCGAGGCCGCAGGCGUGUCCUACAAAGAUGUCGCCAAUGAGUCGGACGAGGGUACAAAGUCUGUCUACGCACUCGUCGACCCUGCCUCCACCGGUGACAAAGAUGGCAACCCGCCCCCCUUUGCACUCCCAGCUCUCCGCAUUCCCGGCGAGGGCAAGAAUGGCAAUGCGCUCGUCAUCUACCAGACACCCGCGAUCCUCGCCCACCUAGGCGACAAGCUGCAUCUCGCAGGCAGCGACGAGGCGCAGAGGGCCUGGGUCAUGGGCCAUGCGCUCACGGCCCUGGAUCUCAACAAUGAAGCGCACGAUACCCAUCAUCCUAUUGCCGUGUCGGAUUACUACGAGGCGCAGAAGGAGGAGGCGCUUAAGAAGGCCAAGGUGUUUCGUGAGCAGAGGAUUCCCAAGUUCUUGGCCUACUUUGAGCGUCUGCUCACCGGCAAUAGGGAACAGGGUGAUGGGAAGUAUCUCGUGGGCAAUCAGUUGACCUACGCAGACACUACCCUGUGGCAUGUCUUGAGUGGCCUGCACUUUGCCUUUCCAAAGGAAAUGGAGGCAAGGCAGAAAGACUACCCCACCUUGUUUCAAACAUUUUACCCAGCUAUCCAAGAGAUCAAUGGCCUGAAGGAGUACUUGACCAGUGACAGGCGUGGGCCAUUCAGCAUGGGUGUCUAUAGACACUAUCCCGAACUGGACAGAGAGUAA
Molecule: messenger RNA, 804 nt
Organism: Plenodomus lingam JN3
Lineage: Eukaryota; Fungi; Ascomycota; Dothideomycetes; Pleosporales; Leptosphaeriaceae
Biological process (GO): glutathione metabolic process
Molecular function (GO): glutathione transferase activity
Source: RefSeq, a predicted model, not a curated record